UUUUAUACGUGUGAAAAUUAUAAUAUCAGAGAAACAUUAAGAAAGAAAUACAAGGAUUUUAUUUUAAUAACAUGCAUAGAUCUGAUAAAAAUCGAGCGGUAUAUUUUCCUUUGCUCUUGCAACAAAUAUUGGUAUUCAUAUAACAAAUCGGCUACAAACGUAAAAAAUAAUAAUAAUUAUAAAUAAAUUUAAUAUUACUUUUAUUAUAUAUAAUCUGUUGUAUUAUUUAACCCUUUUAUUCUCUUUCCUGCAAUUUUCUUCAGAUUUAUUUUUUUUUCCUCACUAGGGCCUAAUGAUACCUUAUAUUUCAUCAAAGUGUAUACGCUACUGAGGACUUCUACGGAUAGCUUACUGCGCAUGCGCUGAGACUGCCCAUCACUGUUUACUUUGUAUUUUAUAAUUAAAGACCUUUAAUGAAAAUGUCUGUUUUAUUCUACCACCCGAGUGAAACAAUUUUCACGCUUUUUAUAAGCAUAAAAUAUAAAGUCGAUGAAUAAAGCUGAUCUUUCGAAAGUUUUCGAGAAUAGUGAUAAUCGAUUGGAAAUUCGUGGACGUUUUUCGUUUCGUAACGUAGAUUUCGUCGCAUCUUGCUAAAUCCUGUUUCCGUAUGCGCGGCGACGAAAGUUUCGAAAGUUCAAAAUGGCGGUUGGGCGCGCGAUCGCGAUGCACGUGCAACGCCAUCUGGAGUUGUCGCUUCCGGUAUUGAGCAGCAGUAGUAUGGCAGUUGCGCGCAAAAGUCUGUUUAUUUACGUGCUGUCGAUGAUUAAUUGAUCGUAAACCCGCGUCCACUCGUGAUAGAUCCGACGAGUGAGUGCCGUAAUAACGGGAGCGUGAUGGUGCACGAGUGAGACACCGCGAAACAAUUCCUGCAGGAUCUAACGAGAAACGCUCGGUGAAUGUCGUCGCCGUCGAAGAAUUCCGCCUGUCGUCAUCGUCGUUCUAACCUAUUUCCCGAUACACUGUGCACUUCAUUCUGGAAUUUUCCGACGCGCUGUCAAUGGUUGUUUGCCAACAGUGGUGCGACAUAAUGCCAUGUUCCCGCAAACAUUGAACACAGAACCGUGUAAAAUCACGAGCAUGGCUGACGAAGUGUUGCCGGCGAGUUUGGAGAAGCUCGAAAUUGAUCGGCUCUCCUCGAGUUGUCCUCAUAUUACUCCAACUGACAAAACAAAAUCUCCAAACCCAUUUAGAACGGCAAGCAAAAGCGUCGGUUCUGAUUGCAGUUAUUUAUUUCAAAAAAGAUCAAUGCCUAUUAGGCCACCGUUAUCUACCAUCAGCCCUAGAGGCGUGAAAAGCACAACGAAUUUCAAACCAUCAAAGAAUGAAAGAGCAUUGGAUAAGCAUAAGAAAAACUCGAUAAUCAAAGAGGCUGUUCUAAAAUUAAAUGAUACUGGUACUAAUUGUCUUAGUGAUAACCUAGCAGAUACAUUGCUUAAAGAAACAUGUAAAUUUAAUAUUUGUGGUAAGAACUCCAAGAUUUUUGGCCAUGGAUCGGUUGCUAAGGAUUUCAAAGAAUUGAAUAUUAGCCAAGAGUCUAGACAAGCUAAGGACGAUACUAGCAUCCAGGAUAAUUACCAGGCUAGUAGUUUCCAACGAGCACGUAGUAAUACGAUGCCAAGUUUAAAGAGAGGGCCUGGUCCAGGCGGAGGUAGUAAUAGUCAGUUGGAAACAACCGGUUCAACUGGUCAACCUUCAAGUUCAAAUACAUGCUCUGUACAAGCAAGAAUAUCUCCACCUUCAUGCGAUGUCACGAUCGAUGAACUUGCCAGCUACUUCGAGGAGUUUGUUCAUAUUCCAAAGAAGAUGUCGCAUAUGGCAGAAAUGAUGUACAUUUAACUAUAAUAUGUUGAAUUAUAAUUGAAAGAUUUUCUUAUACAGUUUUUCAAGGACUAGCAUGCAACGUUUAUGCAUGAUCAUCAGUCUAAAUACUGUAUGUUUGCUACAAAUCCAAUUUAAUUUGGUACCUAAAUUAUACAUAAUAUCUAAUAAAAGAAGAAAAAAAGAAAAAAAAAUGGAAGGAACACAUCUGCGUUUUUGUAGAAGAAAAAAAGUAUUAAAAGCGGUAAAAUUCGGACAUCGCUUUAGUAACAAGGACUAAAAAAGGGUAAAAAGGAAAUAUGAUGAUAACGAACGGAAAAAAUAAAAAAACAUUGCGUGACAUUUGUUUUUAAAAAAUUGUUUGUGUUCGAUAUCGUUUAGUUUUGAAUGAAAAAGAAAUACGUUUCUUUAUAAAAUUUUUGUAUUGCGAGAUGAAAAUAUUGGUACUAGAAUAAAUUUCUUGGACUUAA
Messenger RNA from Megachile rotundata (alfalfa leafcutting bee), 2288 nucleotides. RefSeq lists its product as uncharacterized. NCBI's taxonomy places the organism in Eukaryota, Metazoa, Arthropoda, Insecta, Hymenoptera, Megachilidae. The record is from RefSeq and is a predicted model, not a curated record. Gene Ontology annotation, biological process: cellular response to hydrogen peroxide.